UGGUGUAAAGUCAGCCAUGAUGGCGACAACGUAAAGCGAGCGGGCCGCGUGCAGCGUCAUCGCGGUGCCGUGUGCAGCGUCAACGCGAUGAGGUCCCCCCGAUGCUUCUCGGGGCUCAGGCGAGCCCACCUCCUGUGGCCGAUCCUGCUGCUGCUCCUGGUCGGCGCAGCCCUCACGGCUCUGCUGCCCCCUGCCGAGGAGGACCACGCAGGCAUCGAUGUCGUGGGAGUGCUGAGCAGGACGAGGUCCCAGAGGGACCAUCCCGCCCGAGGCCCCCUCGGUGGUGGUGGCGGCGUCACGGAGGACGAGCAGCAGAGGUUCACCAUCGUCAUCCAAACGUACAACCGCACGGACGUCUUGCUCAAGCUCCUGAACCAUUACCAGGCGGUGCCUCGCCUUCACCGGAUCGUCAUCGUGUGGAACAACAUCGGGACGCGGACGCCGCUGGAGUUGUGGAACUCUCUGCAGCCUCAUCCGGUCCCCGUGAUCUUCAAGGAGCAGACGAGCAAUCUGAUGCGCAACAGACUCCAACCCUUCCCUGAGAUCGGUACUGAUGCUGUGCUGAUGCUGGACGACGACACGCUGGUCAGUGUUCCUGACAUCAGUUUUGCCUUCUCUGUCUGGAAGCAAUUUUCCGACCAAAUUGUUGGGUUCGUACCACGUAAACAUGUCUCGACACCAGGAGGAGUGUACAGUUAUGGCAGCUUUGAACUUCAGGACCCAGAAACAUCUGGAGGCGACAAAUACUCCAUGGUCUUGAUCGGUGCCGCCUUCUUCCACCGCCGCUACCUCCAGCUGUUCCGGGACCAGCCUCGGGCCGUCCACGCGCUGGUGGACGAGACCCAGAAUUGCGACGACAUCGCCGUUAACUUCGCCGUGGCGCUGUAUUUGAGGGAGCACUCCGCCGGCAGCGUCGCCAAGCCCUCCGGGGUCUUCGUCAAACCCGUGGACCUCCGCAACCUGGAGAAGGACGCCAGCAGCGGGUACCAGGGUAUGUGGCACCGGCCUGAACACCUGCUGCAGAGAUCCUACUGCCUGAACAGGCUGGCGCAGAUCUACGGCUUCAUGCCGCUCUGCUUCUCCAACCUGAUGGUCUCCCAGUUCGGCUUCCCGAGCUACGCCAACCACAAGGGUCGAGCUUGAGGAGCGAUUCGGAUUGAAAGGCGGCGGGACUCGAGGGACAGUCUGGUAGGUCUGCGUUUGAAUAACAACACAUGUCCGGGUUGACUGUCGGUCCCAGCAUGUGUAGGAAGCUCGAUUUAAAAUUUCACAGGCCAAUUCUUUUCAUGUUUUGAUGACAAAAAGGCAGUGAUGUUGCAGUGUUUGAGCACAAAUUGAAAUGUUUUUUUACAUCAAUAAUUUGUCUGCAUAAAGUCGUUUUUUUUGUAUUUUAGUACUGUGCAUCUACAGGACAAUCACUGACAAUCAAUCUGAUGAAACGUGAAGGUCAUCAGUGUAUUCUUACCAAAGCUGCCUUAUCAUAACUAGCAACCUUUCCUAGUCAGUAGGUGUUAGUCUGAGAUCUGCUUUGACAGUUUUUAUUCGAUUCACAGCGUUGAAACGGUUUCCAGUUGUUUAAGGAGAGGUUUGCCUCUGAGCUUGAACACCUACACAUUAAGGCUAAUUGUUGAAGAUGUUGGUAUUUCGCCACCAAAUGAUUGCAGGGUUAUUGUACACAGUCCGACAGUCUUAAUGUCAGACAAUCAUUGUUUUUUUAUGUGUUAACAUAUAUCAACCUUGUAAGACGAUCCUGUGACUGUUAAAUAAAGCCGAGACAUUUUUGCUCUGAACAGAAA
Molecule: messenger RNA, 1796 nt
Organism: Gasterosteus aculeatus aculeatus (three-spined stickleback)
Lineage: Eukaryota; Metazoa; Chordata; Actinopteri; Perciformes; Gasterosteidae
Gene: extl2
Product: exostosin-like glycosyltransferase 2
Cellular component (GO): membrane
Molecular function (GO): glycosyltransferase activity
Source: RefSeq, a predicted model, not a curated record